UCAUGUUGUGUUAUCGUAAACACUCUCUAUUUACCAAAAAAUAUCAUAUCUUCAAAUAUGACAAUGAAAUUCACUUAGGAGAAGUAAAAUUUUAUUUAAGUUUUAGACCACUACUAAAAUAAAAUAUACUAUCAAUCUUACUCCUUAAACUAUGAUUGAUUGGUCAAUUAAUCAUUAAACCAAAUAACUCAAUGGAUUUUGGUUAAUCUGGAAAAAACAAUAGAAGUUCUUCUUGAUGGAUGCAACAACUUGUAAUUUGUUCAAAUAAACUCUUAAUGGCAUUGUGACCUAUGGAAAACACUAAAUUCUUUAUGAACCCAUCCAAUCAUUAUUACAUAGUUCUUUUGGUUCUGUAAUUAUUUCUAUAUUUCAUAGAAAUAAUAGCUUGUAAAAAUGAAAUAUCUUAAUUCAAGAGAUUCAUAUAUGUGUAAAACCAUUUAAAAAUCUCUACAAUAUACUGAUGAUGUAAAAUAAUAAAUAAUAACCUAGGAUUUCUAUUAUCAAAUUGAAAUCCUUUAAUCAUUAAAUCAUACAAACAUAUUAAAGUUAAAAGAAGUAUAUAAUAGCAAUAAGAAUUAUCAUUUUGUCUUUGAUUUCCCUGAAGGAGGUUCCUUGGCAGAUCUAAUUAAAACAAAAUAAUUAUAAUUUAAAGAAGUGUAGUUAAUAAUUAGAGUAAAUUUUAUAAUUACUCUAGUAAUUGAUAUCAACCAUCUCCUUUAUUCAUUCAAAAGGCUAUGUUCAUAGAAACUUAAAACCAGAACAUAUAUUCUUUAAGGAAUCAAAUAAUUUAGAAAGUCUACUCAUUUCAGAAUUUGAAUUGGGAUGCAGACUAGUUGAUUUCCAAAAUAAGUAAUUAAUUUCGUUUUUACUACUUUUAGACAUCCUAAUUGUAGAGUUCAUGGUUACACUGCACCUGAAAUUAAAUCCAAAAUAUUUACAUAAAAAUGUGAUGUCUUUAGUUGUGGUGUCAUUUUAUACAAAAUGUAUCUUCUUUUUAUUUAAAUAUAGUUUAACUAGAAAAGAUUUGUUUGAUCAUGAAUCAAUCACUUAUGAUGAAAAAAUGAUGUUACAUUUGAUCAAUCAAUCAGACAUAGAUCCAUAAUACUAGAAUUUACUAAGAAAAAUGCUUCAAUUCAAUCCAGAACUGAGGGCAACGGCAGAUCAAUGUUUAACCAUAAUUGAUGCAAUCUUAGAAAGAACUCCUACAUUCUCUAAUUUUCUCGAUAGGUUCAAUUUAGAUAUUAUUUAUCUAAUAUAUUUGUGA
Paramecium pentaurelia is the source of this 1264-nucleotide messenger RNA. The record is from the annotation of a GenBank genome assembly. NCBI's taxonomy places the organism in Eukaryota, Ciliophora, Oligohymenophorea, Peniculida, Parameciidae.